Molecule: messenger RNA, 1075 nt
Organism: Cannabis sativa
Lineage: Eukaryota; Viridiplantae; Streptophyta; Magnoliopsida; Rosales; Cannabaceae
Exons: 2
Coding region: 13-717 (234 amino acids)
Molecular function (GO): nucleic acid binding; zinc ion binding
Source: RefSeq, a predicted model, not a curated record
CUUGCAUUAAGGAUGGAUCGUCCUGCUUCUCUUACGGAUACCAGUACCUCCGAGCAAAGGAGGAUAUAUGAGAAGUGGGACCGUUCAAACCGCAUGAGUCUUAUGAUCAUUAAGCGCGGCAUACCUGAGGCUUUUAGGGGUGCGGUGUCCGAGGAGGUCACCGAUGCCACAACUUUCCUUGCUGAAAUUGAGAAGCGCUUUGCGAAAAGCGAUAAGGCGGAAACAAGUACUCUUUUAAAGAAACUUAUUUCCAUGAAGUUUAAGGGCAAGGAAAAUAUAAGGGAGUACAUUAUGGAAAUGUCUCACCUUGCUUCAAAGUUGAAGGCACUAAAGCUUGAGCGUUCAGAUGACUUGCUUGUGCAUUUAGUGCUUAUCUCUCUUCCUCCACAAUUAAGUCAAUUUAAGGUUAGUUACAACUGCCAAAGGGAGAAGUGGACUCUUAAUGAGCUCAUUUCAUUUUGUGUUCAAGAGGAAGAAAGAUUGAAGCAAGAGAAGACUGAAAGUGCUCAUUUGGCAAGCACCUCUAAAGAUAAGGGCAAGAAAAGAAAGAAUGAGGUUGCUAAGGAUAAAGGUCCUGCACAUAAGAAACAAACUCAAGCCAAUAAUGAUGAUGCUUGUUUCUUUUGUAACAUGAAAGGACACAUGAAGAAGGAAUGUGCUAAGUAUAUUGCAUGGCGAGCAAAGAAAGGGUUGCCUGAGUUACCGAAAGCCAAAUGAUGCUGAAAGAAGCAUUUAUGUGGGAGAUGGCAAGUCGGUAAAUGUGGAAGCAAUAGGGCAUUUUAGGUUGUUAUUAAGUACUGGUUACUAUUUGGAUUUGAUAGAUACUUUUGUUGUACCGUCAUUUAGACGGAAUUUGGUUUCUGUUUCUUGUUUGGACAAAUUAGGUUAUUGUUGUUCAUUUGGAAACAAUUGUUUUAGUUUAUCUAUUAAUUCAAAUACUGUUGGAACUGGUUCUCUUACGGUUUAUGACAACUUAUAUUUGCUUGACACCGUUGCUUCUUAUAAUGAAACCUUGAAUGUUGAAUCACGUGGUACUAAGCGUAAAAUGGAUAAUGAAAAAUCAAGUUCCUUAUGG